AUGGAGAAAAUCUAUGGUAUGAAAGUAGCAUCUGGUACUUUCAAACGAAACAGCGAUAACAAGAUGUUUACCGUCUCAUAUGAAAAUAAUGAAUACGAUAGUGUGUUUUACUUGACAGCCUCCACAGGUGAACGUUUGGAAGGAUUGUUUCAAUGGGGAUAUCAUAAGAAUACCUCCAAUAAUUGUAUUAGAAGAUUUUUUCUAUGGGAUGGAAGUAAAACAGAUCCCAAUACAAGAAUUAGCUUGAUCGUACCAACUUGCCGUUUCAAUAACUUGGUGAGUGACAAUAAAGUUUAUGCCAUUGUUGUCAAGCUGAGCGAAUUGGACAGAUCCACCGGAUACCUAAAUACCAUUAGUUAUGCUCAUUCUACUUACUCUUUCAACGCUGAACCAGGUAUUGAAACGCCAUAUAAGGAUAUUUCAUUUAAUUACUUCCGGCAGGAUUCUGAAACAGGACAACUCUUAUUGAGAAAUCCAGUCACAGGAAAGGAUGCGCUUGUACCAGAUUAUUGGACAGAGUCCUCUGGAAAGAUUUGGGAUAAAUACUUAUUCACUUAUGACGUGCCUUGUCUCAAAUGUAAAAACAGAAAUGAUGGAAGAUUUGUAAUCAUGUUUUUUGGAUUCACAAACCGCACCCUCUUACUUUACAUGGUGUUUUAUUGGAAUGCAAACACCGAUUUCAUAUAUAACGCUUUAAGAGGAAAUACAACAGCGUUCAAGCCCAUCUAUCUGGAUAAUGGGGAUAUUUGGAGACCUGAUCCUAACUUUUUAAGCAACGAUGUUGAAACACCAUACCACAGAGUUCCAAGCAGAGGUUUGAUUGUUGUGGAUCAAAGUUUGGUGUUGCAAAAGAGUGAAGUUUGUGAUUGGCCAUUGGAAGUGAUUCAUCAAUUGUUAAUCACACCAAAGAAGAAGGGAGGAAUUGGAUUGCAUCCUCAACAAUUGAAAUCGAACAUGAAAAUUUAUGGAAACAUGUUGGACAUGAUCAUGAUGGAUUUGAAAGAACAUGAUGAAUCAUUUGCCAUUCAAGAAAUGUCCAAAUCUCUCAAUCAUGAAUAUUUUGUUGCAAAACUCAUUGUUCAAUGGGUCAAACAACACUUGUGUCAAGACAAUGAAUAA
Messenger RNA from Naegleria lovaniensis, 1119 nucleotides. RefSeq lists its product as uncharacterized. NCBI's taxonomy places the organism in Eukaryota, Heterolobosea, Eutetramitea, Acrasida, Naegleriidae. The transcript has 3 exons. The record is from RefSeq and is a predicted model, not a curated record. Bases 1 to 1119 code for a protein of 372 amino acids.